CGCCGCCGCCGCUGGUAUGCCGUCUCGUCGCACCUCCGUGUGUCCAUUCCUACCUGCGCCGUUGCCGCCGCAUUGGAGUAAUAGGAUCUUUUAAUCCAACUAUCUCUUGCUUGUUGAACGGUUGGAUGCCGAUCCGGGUCCCUCUCUUAUAGCUAUAUAUAGGAUCUUAUAUGUACCCUUACCCUAUAUAUAUUUGGUAGUCCUCAAUACACCGCCGCCGCAGCAGUACCAUUAGCCCACCCACCUACGGCCGCCGGCGCUGAUAUUUGCCGAUCUCUUGCCGCCGACCCCGCCGCAAUAACCACACCAGCUUUAUCUUCCACUUCUACAGCACUGCAUCAACCACAAUGGAUAACUUAGAUGAUGUUGCCUUCGACAUCAACGAUUUUCUUGUAGGGAUAACGUGGUGAUUAAUUCUGAUGAGAAGUUUGCAGUACUGAGGAGCAUAGGAGAUGAAUGCAUCUAUGAGGAUGAACUCCUCGGCCUGCUGAAGAAUAAGCCCAGUCCUACAUGCUGUGUUUGGUUUGAGCCAUCCACCAAUAUGGACAUAGAGCAGGGGAUUAUGAAGACAAUCUAUGUCAACAGGAUGGUCAAAGCUGGUUGUGCAGUCAAAAUUGUGACGGCAGAUUGGUUUUUGCAGCGUCAUUAUAAGAUUGGCAACAACCUAAGUAAAAUACGGAACAUUGGCUAUCUCAAUAUUGAGAUGUGGAAAGCAGCUGGCAUGGACCUUGACAGGGUAGAGCUUGUGUGGUUGUCAGAUGAAUUGAAUCUCCAUGCAGUUGAUUACUGGCCAGUUGCCAUGGAUGUCUCCAGAAGAUAUACCAUGACAAGAAUUGCAAGGAUCUUUUGGAGUAAUGCAGAACAUGGGCCACAAAUACUUCCUGCUGCUGAGAUAAUUUAUCCUUGCAUGCAGGUUGCUUCUAUAUUAUGCGAGAAGACGAACAUAUGGCUAUUCAGCAUGGAUCAACGAGAUAUUAUCAUGCUCACUAGAGAUUAUUGUGAAAACAUAAACUGGGUGAACAAACCAACUAUUUUGCUGCAUGAUGCUCUACCUAAUUUACUAGAAGAUCCUGAAUAUGUGGACUUGCGAGAUCGUGGACGAACUAUCUUCAUGCAUGAUGAGGAGCACACUUUAAAUUCAAAAAUACAGAGGGCAUUCUGUCCUCCAAAAGUAGUGGUACACAACCCAUGUCUGGAGUAUAUCAAAUAUAUCAUCCUACCUUGGUUUGGGAACUUGGAGGUAGUCCAGAAUGAAUGGAAUGGUAGUACCAAGACAUUUGUAAGCAUGGAAGAACUUAGUGUUGAUUAUGAAAGAGGUUAUCUCAAUUCUGCUGAUGUUAAGAUGGCUCUUGAGAAAGCAAUAAACAACAUUCUAGAGCCUGUCCGUGACUACUUCAGUGGUAACACUAAAGCCCAAGCUCUAAUUAUGGCCUGCCAGUUGCAGAAUGAAAUUACUGGAGAUGUCCUGAAGAUUCAAAUGCAGAACAAAGAGAUGCGCCAUCAUUGAUAUUCCAGUGCUAUACGAGGACGAGGAGCAAAGUGUUGUAUAUAUCAUCAUAUCAGACAUUUACUUGUGCGUGAAAUUUGUCUAUGGAAUAUGAUGUUGACUGAUUCUGCUUUCUCUGUGUUUCGGCGAGAAAGUAAUGUGCAAUAUUUAGCUAUUUAAGAUGGCGAGGCUGUUCCUUGGUUUUACACCCUACUCUCUCCUUUCUAAAAUAAAGCAAUCAGUACUGUGUAUGUGUAUGUGACACAUUCAAAUAAUACGAGUGUGUUACAUUCAGUAAUUGAAUUGUUUUAUUUUUAAACAGAGGCAGUACGUUCUAAACUUCUAAAUUCUAAUGGCACUUCGGUGUGGCUAUACCGUCCCAA
Oryza sativa Japonica Group (Japanese rice) is the source of this 1869-nucleotide messenger RNA. Lineage: Eukaryota; Viridiplantae; Streptophyta; Magnoliopsida; Poales; Poaceae. The record is from RefSeq and is a predicted model, not a curated record.